This is a messenger RNA of Cavenderia fasciculata, 96 nucleotides long. RefSeq lists its product as uncharacterized. The record is from RefSeq and is a predicted model, not a curated record. The transcript has a single exon. The coding region runs from base 1 to 96 and encodes 31 amino acids. NCBI's taxonomy places the organism in Eukaryota, Evosea, Eumycetozoa, Acytosteliales, Cavenderiaceae.
AUGCAAAAUUGUGCCUCAAAGAAUAAUCUUCAAUUCCUAAAUCAACAUACAAAAGUUGAUUCAAAUGGAAUUGUUAGAAUCACUCAACAACAAUAA